Molecule: messenger RNA, 3645 nt
Organism: Corythoichthys intestinalis (scribbled pipefish)
Lineage: Eukaryota; Metazoa; Chordata; Actinopteri; Syngnathiformes; Syngnathidae
Product: gastrula zinc finger protein XlCGF57.1-like
Exons: 2
Coding region: 253-1914 (553 amino acids)
Source: RefSeq, a predicted model, not a curated record
ACGACCACACGUUACAAUCCGCAUUGAGUCUGCCGAACCGGAAGUGAAUCAUAUUGCCAGCAUGGGGGCGUGUCCAAACAAUGACGUAGUACGUCCCAUUCCCUAUUGUAUGAAACGCCUCUCGACUUGUCUUUAAGAUGCGACAAAUCACUACUGACAGGAGGCCAACGCAAUCCCAAACAUCAAGUCAAAGAGUAGAACGUGGAAAAUGAUGAGAGGAAAUCCGGUCACGACGAACAACUGAAAGAAAAAAUGAAGAGUCCCGCAGACGUCACUGUAAAAAAUCUUCACCCUGAGAAGCACGAUUCCCUCCACGUCAAACAGAAGGAGGAGUCCGACAUGCCGUGGAUCAAACAGGAGGCGGAGCCAGAGACCCCUGACAUUAAAGAAGAAAAACAGGAAGUUGAAAUCCUCAAGUUUCCAAUGGGUGUCAGUGUAAAGAGCGAAGAAGACAAGGGUCCAUGCGAUGACAGCGGAGCAGUGAAACCUUCGCGCGACGGCUCAUUUCAGCACUUGACAACAAAAGGAGAGCAACCGGACGGCCUCUUAGCUCCGCUUUCGGACAGCGAUGACAUAACGUCACAUUCUUCUGACUUUAAUACUGAUGAGGAGGUGGAUGACUUUGACCAAAAUGCUUCAAAAUCCUUAGAAAAGUCACCAUUGAAAAGAGACGCAAAAGAAGGCGCGGUUGGGAAACCUUUUUCCUGCUCACGUUGUGAUAAAACAUUUCCUUGGAAAUCCAACUUAAAGGCACACAUGCGUACUCACACUGGAGAGAAACCUUUUGCCUGCACAGUUUGUGAUCAAAAAUACUCCACAAAGGCAAAUUUAAACAUUCACACAAGAAUGCACACUGGAGAGAAGCCUUAUGCCUGCACACUUUGUGGUAAACGAUUCACUCAGAAGGGACAAUUAGUUUUGCACACAAGAAACCACACUGGAGAGAAGCCUUUUGCCUGCACAUGUUGUGGUAAACAAUUCGCUCAGAAGGGGCAAUUAGUAGUGCACAAAAGAAACCAGACUGGAGAGAAACCUUUUGCCUGCACAGUUUGUGAUAAAAAAUACUCUACAAAGGCAAAUUUAAACAUUCACACAAGAAUACACACUGGAGAGAAGCCUUUUGUCUGCACACUUUGUGGUAAAGGAUUCACUCAGAAGGGACAAUUAGUAUUCCACACAAGAACCCACACUGGAGAGAAGCCUUUUGCCUGCACACUUUGUGGUAAAAAAUUCACUCAGAAGCAGGAUUUAGAAAGGCACAAGCGUUUACACACUGGAGAGAAGCCUUUUGUCUGCACAUGUUGUGGUAAAAGAUUCACUCGGAAGGGACAUUUAGUAUUGCACACAAGAAACCACACUGGAGAGAAGCCUUUUGCAUGCACACUUUGUGGUAAAAGAUUCACUCAGAAGCAGGAUUUAGAAAGGCACAAGCAUAUACACACUGGAGAAAAGCCUUUUAUCUGCUCACUUUGUGGUAAAAGAUUCACUCAGAAGGGACAAUUAGUGGUGCACACAAGAAACCACACUGGAGAGAAGCCUUUUGCCUGCACACAUUGUGGUAAAAGAUUCACUGUGAAGGAUAGUUUAAAUAAACACACAAGAACACACACUGGAGAGAAGCCUUUUGCCUGCACACUUUGUGGUAAAAGAUUCAUCGCGAAGGAUGGUUUAAAGAAACACAGAAGAACACACACUGAGGAGAAGCCUUAUGCCUGCACACUUUGUGAUAAAAAAUACUUUGCGAAGGCAGAUUUAAACAUUCACACAAGAACACACACUGGAGAGAAGCCUUUUGCCUGCACACUUUGUGAUAAAAAAUACUCCACAAGGGCAAAUUUGAACAUUCACACAAGAACACAGAGCACUGCAGACACUCCACCGAGAACGUUACUUGAACACAGAAAAAAGCUUUAAAAAGAAGAAAGCCGUCUGUGUGCCGCUAAACUGCCACAUAACCCCCCCUCCCACUGUUCCUCUUUGACCUGGGUGCGUGGUGAGGAAUUUGAGGACAUCUGGUGGUGGUAAACACGGUUUUACCUUAUUAAACCAUGUUCGACCAAAUUGUGAAAAUUCUCACACCAGGUUUAUUGUUGGGAUUUUUAAAAAACUAAUUAAUACGUGAUUUUCUCUUUUUAUUUUCUACUUUUAUAUUUGGUAAUUCCAUUUCUAUGUAUUUUGCGGUAAAAUUGUUUUUGGAUAGUUCCCGCUAGUCACCCUUGUUAAGUGUUCUGUGUUCUCUCUCUCUUCACAACGUUAUAUAAGUAUAACACCAUUUACCAUUUAUUGAUAAAGAAAUGAAAGCUUUAAAAAUAAAAGCCACCAGAGGAUCCGAUUUUUUUUUUAAUUUAAGAUUUAUAUUACAUUAUGUAGACAUGCCUCAGAAGGAAAGUAGGUUGAGGGAUUAAAAAAAAAAAAGAUGGAUUAGGCUGUUAACGUAGUCGAUCUCUCAUCAGCUGGGGAAAGAACCUAAUCAGUAAGGAUGGCACAAUUUGCAAGGAUAUUCAGGUAUAAAAUCCAACAAUUAUAAACACAAUUACAAUGUUAUUGUUCUAUAAUAUUUUAUGUUAUUAUUUAAUUACCUGGUGCCAGAGUUGGUAAAUGGUGUUCUACUUGUAUAGCGCUUUUCCACCUUUCAAGGCGCUCAAAGCGCUUUUCACUACAUCACCAUCCACCUACUGGUGACGCAGCACCAGGAGCAAUGUGGGGUUCAGUAUCUUGCUCAAGGAUACUUAGGCGAGUUCAUCAGGGCAGAGAAUCGAACCCACAACCUCUGGGUUGGGGGACAACUACUCUACCACUGAGCCACACCACCCCAGUUGUCAAAUAUGGAUAAUAAUGAAAUAAUAGUUUUGAAAAAGUUGUGCUCAGGGUGGCUCAGUGAACAUCUGAUGUGGUUUGUGCUCAGAUGAACAAGUUAAGGACGUUUUGAUAUAGAGGUUGAAGGAAGAAAAGAGGCAAAGACUGACUGAGUCACAGCCACAAAGUGUUGAUGACAGUGUUGAUUUCUAUUCAAUUUUCAACCUUCCCAAUUAAAGUCUGUCACAGUCACAGCCAAUUAUACUGCAAAGCUGGUUAAAGUGGAAGUUAUGUUGUUCUAAGGGGUAUUCAUGUUCAUGUGCCCCUUUUGAUCUUUGAGCACCUGCCCUUUUAUCGGCCUUAGAAACAUGUAAUAACAUGUUGAAAAUGAUAAGUAACGUCAGUUACUUUGCUGAGUAACUAAUUACUCUUACAAUAAGGUAACUGAGUUAGCAACUCAAUUACCUUUUGGGAAAAGAAAUUGGCAGCUAUUUUUUUAAAAGUAAGAUUAACAACACUGGUCUGGACAAAGGGGGGGGGGGGGUUAGUGGCCAAAACUGUCAUUGCAUAUACGUACAACCCCUAGCAAAAAGUAUGGAAUCACCAGUCACGGACGAGCUCACUUACACAUUUUAUUAUGUAGAACAAACUCUGAUAAAAAGCUUGAAAAAAUAAUGUAUUAGUUCAAAGGUGCAACUCCUUGGCAUUCAGAAACACUACAAGAAAUGAAUAAAAAACAUUGAGACACUGCUGCUUUGUUUUACAUCAUUUCUUUUGCUUCAAACGCUUCCAUGUUUGGUGGAGCGGACGUCAUCGCCGUGCGGGGCAGACGGAUUGCGUGCUUGCACU